AUGAUGGCCUUAGUCGUAGAGAGGUUAGUAGCUACGAGACAUCAUAUAGACUAUGAAAACCGAAAAGAUCGGCUAGUGGUUGUAUAUGUCAUAUUUUCAUUGGCAUAUGCAUUUGCAUUUGCUGUUGUGGUGUUCUUCUACAAUUGGAAACCUUGGUUUAACAGUAAGUUUUUAGUCAAUAAUUUUUGUGACAUUUCGUUUUAUAUUCAAAAUAACGACAUAAAAUGGCAAGAACAAGUUGUUUGUUGCUGUAUGGUUGCCAAAAUGCAAUUUUCAAUACAAGUUGUUCUAACUGUGCCAUUUCUAAAAAAUUAAAAAAUCAAUAAUUUUUGUGACAUUUCGUUCUAUAGCCAAAAUAUCAAAUUAAAAUUGCAAAAAAAAAUUUUUUUUUGGUAUUUUACGAUUGUCAAAAUGCGAUUUUUAGAAAAAAAUUAUUUUAUAUAUGCUAUUUCUGUAGUAUUUAAAAAAUCGAUAAAUUUUGUGACAUUUCGUUACAUAAUGAAAAUAACUUUUUUAAUAGUCAAAAAUGAUUUUUAAGACUAAAAAUGCGGUUCUUUUUAAUAAAUUUAUAUAUUUAAAAAAUCGAUAAUUUUUGUGACAUUUUGUUUCACAGUCAAAAUAACCGUUCGAAAUAGCAAAAAUAGUUUUUUUUAAAGUUUUAUUGUUAUAAAAACGCUCUUUUUAUUAAAAAUGACUUUCAUUAUGCAAAUUUCGUCAAAAUCAAAAAAUCAAUAAUUUUUGUGAAAUUUCGUCAAAGUCAUUUAAAUUUUUUGUGACACAUCGUCAAAAGUAAUUUUUCAAAAACUACCGCUUCUUUAACAAUUAUAAUUUGUAGUUUCAGUAAUAAACACCACGACAUGUGUAACACAGUACAAGUACAUUGAGAUUCGAGUAUGGUGCUGGUUCACCUUGGGAUCGAUAACAUUGAUUGGUCUCCCAAUAAUGAGGAGUAUAUAUAAAACAAAUCGAAAGAUCCAAAGACAAAUGAACACUGGACUGUCUAGUAGGUAUCAACUUCAGGAGAAUAUCAUGGCAUUGAAGGCGAUGAUACCUGCCAUUACUUGGGGUGUUAUGAUAAUUGGUAAUAUUGGAGUAUUAACAGCUUUGUUGCUGUUUAUCGACUGGUACUUCUCUCAGGCUAUUACUGGGAGAGUGCUGUUUUUGUUGAAGGUAGGUUACUUUAAGUUUAGGGUAGGGUAGGGUAGGGUAGGGUAGGGUAGGGUAGGGUAGGGUAGGAUAGGGUAGGGUACGGUAGGGUGAAAUAUAGUCUAAAAACAGCCUUAGCUAAGCCUAAUACUCUUUUUUUUAGCUAAACCUAUUUGUAAUCGACAUAGCUCCAGCCGGUUACGAAGUGAUCUUCAUCAAGAUGUUAACUCCACUUAAUGAAACCUUUAAAAAAGACUUUAGUUUCCUAAGAAAAAAUUCAAAGCCCACUCCAGUUGUGAAGUGUAGAUCACCUGUGGACGAGGGAACUAUUUACUUUAGACAGUUUGAUAAACAAUGGUGCUAA
Messenger RNA from Bursaphelenchus okinawaensis, 1510 nucleotides. Lineage: Eukaryota; Metazoa; Nematoda; Chromadorea; Rhabditida; Aphelenchoididae. The record is from the annotation of a GenBank genome assembly.